GCGGGCAAGAUGGCGGCUACUGCAGUUGGUGUGGGUGGGUUAGAGGCAGAGGCGUUGCGGUGAGAGGAACAGCUGAAGGCCCUAUGGUAGAAAACUGAGCACAAGGACAAGGAAGCUGGGGAGCCAAAGACUAAGCAGCUCAGAGGAGGGGAGCAGGAAGGCGAGAAGCACAGAACUCCACUACUGCUUCUCAGACUGCAGAACUAUGUCCCAGAGGAUGAGGGCGCCCCAGGCCAAACCAGUCAAGAGAAGGUCAAGGAGCAGAUGGGGGCUGCCAAGCCAGAGCCCGUCAAUGGCCACGUGGACUUGGCCAACCCUGCGCCCAGGAAGCCUGACUGGGCCCUUGAGAGCAAUGCAGCCAAGAAGCUGGAGAAGCUGGAAGAAUGGACCCUGAGGAUCAUCGCCAGGCUGAUCAAUGAGAGGCCGAAAGGCCAGGAGGACAGUCUGGCCUCUGCAGUGGCCACCAUCAAAUAAGAGGCCUGUGGCUCUGACGGAGGGGUGCCUUGUCUCCUCACCCUCCCGUCAGGCCUUUCCUGAAGGAGGACGGUCUCAGCAAGGAUAGGAGUUGGGCUUGCUAUCACCUCCAGUUUGGCUUCAGAACAGUGACUCCCUGCCUAUUAGUCUGAACCCCAUCUCUCCCCACAGGGUGAGGUCAACUCCUUGUCCCCCGAGUGGUCCCCACCACUCUUGAGUGGGGGCAGAGCCAGCAGCAACUCAGUGGGCUUAUUGUACCGAGACAUAUUUAUGUAUUCUGAACUUUUUUUUGGAAUCUGGAAAUAGAAACAAGCAGACCAACCAAACAA
Molecule: messenger RNA, 803 nt
Organism: Sus scrofa (pig)
Lineage: Eukaryota; Metazoa; Chordata; Mammalia; Artiodactyla; Suidae
Source: RefSeq, a predicted model, not a curated record